AUGUUCAUAGCAUCAUGGAUCUGGGGGACAGUGAUAACACUCUGUUGUGGGUUUUGGUUUCUUCUAGGGAGAAGGAGGAGGCGACGAGGUGAGCCACCACUUGAAAAUGGCUUCCUUCCAUACUUGGGCUGUGCCUUGCAGUUCGGUGCCAACCCCCUUGAAUUCCUCAGAGAAAAGCAGAAGAAGCAUGGCCACAUUUUCACUUGCAGAGUAGCGGGGAAAUACAUUCAUUUCCUCACUGACCCCUUCUCAUACCAUGCAUUGAUACGCCAGGGAAAACACUUGGACUGGAAAAAAUUCCAUUUUGCUACUUCUGCUAAGGCUUUUGGGCACGGUAGCAUUGACCCAGCUGAGGGAAACACCACUGAAAAUUUUCAUCAGACUUUCAUUAGGACCCUUCAAGGUAAUGCCUUAGAUGCCCUCAUUAAAGCAAUGAUGGAAAAUCUACAGUACGUCAUGCUGCAGUCAAGAACAUCUAAACUUCAGUCUAAUACCUGGGUGACAGAAGGACUUUAUACGUUCUGUUGCCAGGUGAUGUUCGAGUCUGGCUUUUUAACACUUUUUGGUAAAGAAUUUAAUUCAAAUAAUGACAAAAAUCUAUCAUCAAAGCAGGAAACUGAGAGAGCUCAUAUCCUAAAUGCCCUCGAAAACUUCAAGGAAUUCGAUAGGAUCUUUCCAGCCCUUGUGGCGGGGCUGCCUAUCCACCUCUUCAAGAGUGCCCACAGCGCCCGUGAGAAGCUGGGAGAGGCACUCCUCCACAAGAACCUCCUGAAGAGGGACAACCUCUCUGAGCUUGUCACCCUCCGCAUGUUCCUGAAUGACACUCUGUCAACCUUUGAUGACAUGGAAAAAGCGAAGACCCAUGUGGCAGUGCUCUGGGCCUCGCAAGCCAACACCAUUCCUGCCACGUUUUGGAGCUUGUUCUAUCUUCUUAAGAGUCCCGAAGCAAUGAGAGCUGCUACCAAGGAAGUGCAAAGUAUUUUGGAAAGUGCCGGAGAGAAGAUCAGCUUAGAUGGCAAACAUAUUUCCUUGAACCGAAAACAGCUGGAUAAUAUGCCAGUACUAGACAGCAUCAUCAAGGAGGCAAUGAGGCUAUCGAGUGCAUCCAUGACUUUCCGAGUUGCCAAGGAGGAUUUCACUUUGCACUUAGAGAAUGAUUUUUACAACAUUCGCAGUGAUGAUAUUGUAGCUCUUUAUCCUCAACUGUUGCAUUUUGAUCCAGAAAUCUAUGCUGAUCCCUUGACAUUCAAAUAUGAUCGCUUUCUCAAUGAGAAUGGAGAAGAAAAGACUGACUUCUACCACAACGGUCGCAAGUUAAAGUAUUACUAUAUGCCAUUUGGGACAGGCAUAGCAAAAUGCCCUGGCAGGUUAUUUGCCGUCCAUGAAAUUAAACAAUUUUUGGCUUUGAUUUUUUCAUAUUUUGAGAUAGAGCUUGUGGACAAUAAUGUGCAAUGUCCUUCUUUAGAUCAAUCCCGUGCAGGACUGGGUAUUUUGCAACCAGCCAAUGACAUUGAUUUCAGGUAUAGACUGAAAUGCCCAUGA
This is a messenger RNA of Gymnogyps californianus (California condor), 1542 nucleotides long. Its product is annotated as cytochrome P450 7A1. The record is from RefSeq and is a predicted model, not a curated record. The transcript is spliced from 6 exons. Gene Ontology annotation, molecular function: heme binding; iron ion binding; cholesterol 7-alpha-monooxygenase activity. The coding region runs from base 1 to 1542 and encodes 513 amino acids. Gene Ontology annotation, biological process: cholesterol catabolic process; cellular response to glucose stimulus; cholesterol homeostasis. NCBI's taxonomy places the organism in Eukaryota, Metazoa, Chordata, Aves, Accipitriformes, Cathartidae.